AUGAAGUUCUCCUCUUUCAUCCUCUUCGCCCUUCUUCUCUACGCUGUCACUCUCGUCGCUAGAGCUGAAGAAGACGGCACGGUGAACUUGGUCAAGCGAGCGAGAACUAAGGAAAAACACAAGAAGCAUCUUGUCGACCACUGGUUCCCCAAUCAUACUGUCGAUAAUCCGCAGCCAGACGCCGACGAUGGCAGUGGCGAUGAUUCGCGUCUUCAGACAUCGCCCACAGCAGCGCAGGCAGGAACAUCUCACCGUCCCCAGCGUCUCCAGCGGAAGACAGUGACCAAGGGCAGCAGCGCAAAAACAAAGUCCUUGACGGAGCACUCGCUCCAUUCUUCUUCACCGGACUGGGAUUCGGAAGGACCUCCAUCCGCAUAUUCUUCGUCAGAAGAAUACGAGGAAUGGAAGCCGGGAGACGCCUCGUCGACAAAUUCUUCCUCAGCACACUCCGAGGACUGGAAUUCUCAAGAGACUUCCUCAUCAUCUCAAUCUUCCGACUGGGACCCAAAGCAAGCUCGUCGACACGCUUCUUCGACCGCGCGGACUCGUUCGCUCCUCUCGAAGGCAAAAGCGAAACCUAAAGCUCUGAAUUUAAAGGCAGGCUCGUUCCUCAAGGCUGCAGCAAAUGACGCUCGCCGACAUAGAGCCAGAACCUUUGCCACUUGCCAGACCUAA
Messenger RNA from Acaromyces ingoldii, 675 nucleotides. RefSeq lists its product as hypothetical. The record is from RefSeq and is a predicted model, not a curated record. NCBI's taxonomy places the organism in Eukaryota, Fungi, Basidiomycota, Exobasidiomycetes, Exobasidiales, Cryptobasidiaceae. The coding region runs from base 1 to 675 and encodes 224 amino acids. The transcript is spliced from 2 exons.